AUGGAAGACGAAUCAGGAGAGCCAAAGGCGCGCAAAGCCUGCAUCAAUUGUCGCCGGCAGAAAAUGAAGUGCAGGAUGGACGCUGCCGGCAGCACGUGUCGCCGCUGCGAGCGCGCCGGGCUGCCCUGCAUCUUCGUGCCCCGCGCCAACGCCUCGGCCUUCAUGGUGCCCGCGUCCAUGCCGCUCGCCGAAAUGGCCUCGUACGACGUGACGCGCGACAUCCUGCGCCGCGUCAAAAUUAUCGAGGACCACCUCGGACUCGCCGUUUCUGGACGGGUCGACGACGCCGAGGCGCGAUCCAUCCUCACCCCGACCACGCAGGAUGCGCCCGUGUUGCCGGACAGUGCGGGCGAUGCGCAUCAUCGGCAGCACCUGUGGGAUGCGGCGGCAAGUCUUGAGCGGUGCAUGAGCGGGCCGCGCGAUGCGGCGCUCUGGGAUCGGGGCGUUAUUCAAUACCUGUGGCAGACGUUUCACGACAAGAUGCCUGGCUUGCACUUCUUCCCCGGCAAGCAAAUCUUCUCAUCCCCGCAGCCCCUGCUGUUGGCCUCGAUGCUGUACUGCUCCAGCAUCCGCGGCGCCGCCGAGCACGCCGCCCUCGCGCCGAGCUACCUCGCCGUGCUCAGCUGCGCCAUCGCCCAGCUCAGCAUCCCCGGCAGCGAGCUCGCGAUCCCCUUUGACGACGCCGCGUCCUCGGAAGCCAGCGCCUUUCAAGCCGUGCUUGGCCUUGUGCUGGCGAGCCUGCUCAGCGAGGCGCGGGUGCGCGAGACGGGCCUGUGGAUCGCCGUCGCGUACCGCCUGAUCCUCGAGCACUGCCCGCCGCAGACGGACGCGGCUGUCUUUGACUGGCCCGCGCUGCUCAAGGGCGUGCAGAUUGUCGACCUCGAGCACGCGUCGCUGCACCUGACGUGCCCCAUCGUCCCGAUGGAGCCGCCGUGUCCGGCGCUGCAAAUUCCGCAUCACGAUCCGCUGUAUCGGCUCUCGCGCAUGAUGCACACCGGUCUAUCCCGGUUCUCCGGCCGCGGUCUGCCGCCGAUCUGGUCCUGCUUCACAGGAAAUUCAGGCACGGGUGCGCCCUCGCCCAUAGCGUUUACGCCGAUUGAUGCCGCCGUCAUCCGCGACUGGGCGCGGAGCCUCGAUGACUGGCUGGUCGAGUUCGCCAAGACGGGCGACGAGACGGACGAGCAGCGCACGCUCGUGUUCCGGCAGUAUGUGCUGCAUCGGCUGGUGGUGCUCUCCAUCUACCACCCGGCGCGGGGCUGUUCGCUGCAGUCCAACGGCAUCACGCUGCACGAGCAGCACGAGCUGCUUGUCUCUGCGCGAGCGACGCUGAAGCUGCAUCUCAACGACAAGUCGAUAUGGUCCAACUGGGACCUCGUCAUGAUUACAUGGGCCGCGCUCAUUGUCAUGCAUGGGAUAGAGGCGGGCGCCGGUGAGCAAGACGAUUUUCAAAACAUCCGGAUUCACAUGGAUGUAUUACGCGAUACGAACGAGCCGAAGCCGUCGUUGCGCGAAAGACUGGCGGCGCGGCUGGAGCAAGAGCUCGAUUCUCUGCACACACCGAGCCCAUCGACCGUCCCGAUGGACAUGGCGCAGGGCCUGGACUACUCGUGGCAGUUGUUUGAUCAGGCGAUCAUGGAACAGGUCAUGGAUCCCUUCUGGAUGCGGCCGAAUGGGAGCCACCCAGGAAUGCCCCAUUAA
Cordyceps militaris CM01 is the source of this 1698-nucleotide messenger RNA. RefSeq names its product Fungal transcriptional regulatory protein. The coding region runs from base 1 to 1698 and encodes 565 amino acids. The record is from RefSeq and is a predicted model, not a curated record. Gene Ontology annotation, molecular function: DNA-binding transcription factor activity, RNA polymerase II-specific; zinc ion binding. Gene Ontology annotation, biological process: regulation of DNA-templated transcription. The transcript has 4 exons. NCBI's taxonomy places the organism in Eukaryota, Fungi, Ascomycota, Sordariomycetes, Hypocreales, Cordycipitaceae.